Populus euphratica (Euphrates poplar) is the source of this 1762-nucleotide messenger RNA. Its product is annotated as aspartic proteinase-like protein 2. Gene Ontology annotation, biological process: proteolysis. The record is from RefSeq and is a predicted model, not a curated record. Gene Ontology annotation, molecular function: aspartic-type endopeptidase activity. Lineage: Eukaryota; Viridiplantae; Streptophyta; Magnoliopsida; Malpighiales; Salicaceae. Bases 195 to 1721 code for a protein of 508 amino acids. The transcript has 11 exons.
AGUUAAUAUAAUUUGAACAAACAAAUAAGUUUUUCUUGUUCCUCGUAAUCAUUAGCUCUCUCUCGUGUCAGAGUCCUGUCCUGCUGCCUGAGUCCACUCCUCUCUUUCUUUCUAAAUGCGCAAAAACAAGAACCAUCACAACCAAGAACAGCUCCUUAACACUCUUCAAGAUACACAAGAAAAACCCUCAAAACAUGGGGGGUUCACGGCCCCCUUUCAUCAUCACUAUAUUACUGCUUCUAUUACUUCUAUUAUUAUUCAUGUCUGUGUCGGUGGUUUACUGCGCUAGUCUUCUUCAACUGGAGAGGGCUUUUCCUUUAAACAAUCACGGUCUUGAACUCUCCCAACUUAGAGCUCGAGACCGACUCAGACAUACCCGUCUUUUACAAGGCUUUGUUGGUGGCGUUGUCGACUUCUCUGUUCAAGGUUCCCCCGAUCCUUACCUCGUUGGGGUCACCGGAGCUUCAGAGCCCUUACUUUAUUUUACAAAAGUGAAAUUGGGCUCUCCUCCUAGAGAAUUCAAUGUGCAGAUUGAUACCGGAAGUGAUGUCUUGUGGGUGUGCUGCAAUUCCUGCAAUAAUUGCCCACGUACCAGUGGCCUUGGAAUUCAGCUCAAUUUCUUUGAUUCCAGCAGCUCAUCAACUGCAGGGCAGGUCCACUGUUCAGACCCAAUUUGUACUUCAGCGGUUCAAACAACAGUAACUCAAUGCUCUCCUCAGACUAAUCAAUGCAGUUACACAUUCCAAUAUGAAGAUGGAAGUGGGACAUCAGGCUAUUAUGUGUCCGAUACACUUUAUUUUGAUGCUAUUUUUGGGGAGUCAUUAGUCGUUAACUCUUCAGCUCUCAUUGUCUUUGGGUGCAGUACCUACCAGUCUGGGGACCUGACUAUGACUGAUAAAGCAGUUGAUGGGAUUUUUGGAUUUGGCCAGGGGGAACUCUCUGUUAUAUCACAAUUGUCAACCCACGGGAUAACACCCAGAGUGUUCUCUCAUUGCUUGAAAGGAGAGGGCAUUGGAGGUGGCAUACUGGUUCUUGGUGAGAUUCUGGAGCCAGGCAUGGUUUAUAGUCCACUUGUCCCAUCACAGCCUCAUUAUAAUUUAAAUCUACAAACCAUUGCUGUUAAUGGUAAAUUGUUACCAAUUGAUCCAUCAGUGUUUGCAACAUCGAAUAGCCAAGGAACAAUUGUUGACACUGGAACAACUUUGGCGUACCUUGUGGCAGAAGCUUAUGAUCCUUUUGUUAGUGCUGUGAAUGUCAUUGUUUCGCCAUCUGUUACACCUAUAAUAUCUAAAGGAAAUCAGUGUUAUCUUGUCUCAACCAGUGUAUCUCAGAUGUUUCCCCUGGCCAGUUUUAACUUUGCUGGGGGUGCAUCGAUGGUGUUAAAACCUGAAGACUACCUUAUACCUUUUGGUCCCAGUCAGGGUGGUUCUGCGAUGUGGUGCAUUGGUUUUCAGAAAGUUCAAGGAGUCACUAUCUUAGGAGAUCUUGUUCUGAAAGAUAAGAUUUUUGUAUAUGAUUUAGUACGACAACGGAUUGGUUGGGCUAACUAUGACUGCUCCUUAUCUGUAAAUGUUUCUGUAACUUCUAGUAAGGACUUCAUCAGUGCUGGACAGCUGAGUGUGAGUAGCUCAUCAAGGGACAUCAUGCUCUUUGAACUGCUGCCUCUGACCGUUAUGGUUCUCACAAUGCACCUAUUAUUGUUGAAGUUCAAGUUUUUGUGAUCUAAACUCAAAUUUAAGUUAAUAUAAUUAUGCUUAUGUGA